AUGGCUCCCAUCAAGAACAUCAUCCUGGCCCUUUUCGUCACUGCCGAUCUCGCAGCAGUCUCAGCCCACAGCGUCAUCACCAAUGCAGUUGGUGAUGCCGGUGGUUCUGGCAUGGCCCUUGGUGUUGAUACUUCAACUCCUCGAGACGGAACUCGAAGACGCCCUUUCCAGCAAGACGCAACCCGCUUCCGAGGCAAUGCCGCUGAUACCGUUGGCGAAACCCUGUCUAACGGUGAUAACGACAUCGAGCAGGGAACAUUGGAUAUCAUGGAAGAGACAGGAAGCCAACUCCCUCAGGUCAACCCCGGUGGUAGCCUCGAGAUGACGGUCCAUCAGGUUAACUCAGACGGUGCUGGGCCAUACACCUGCAUGAUCAACGCCGACGGUACCGGUACGUCAUGGGAUAACAUCCCCGUGACGACUAAUGUCGAGGGUAAUGAGCGGGGACGCAACCGGGACGGUGAGAUGGGAGACUUUCCUCUUGUUGCCUCUAUCCCUGCCGGGCAGAACUGUACCGGAACAGUCGCGGGCGAGGACAACGUCUGUCUUGUCCGCUGUCAAAACCCGGCUCGCGCUGGCCCAUUUGGUGGUGUGAUUCCAGUCCAGAUGGCUCAGGCCAAUGGCGACACUGCUGGUAAUGCUGGCAACGCCGGAAAUGCUGGUAACGCCGGAAACACGGGAAACACUGGCAAUGCUGGUAACGGCAACGCGAAUGACAACACCAACGAUACCACCAACGAUACCACCAAUGAUACCACCAACGAUACCACCAAUGAUACCACCAAUGACACCACCAACGACAGUACCACCAGUGGUGCCAGCGGUAAUGCCAACGGUAAUGCCAACGGUAACAACAAUGGUAACGCCAAUGGCAGUGGUAAUGACGAUGAGGAGGAGGAGGAGGAGAACGACGCUGGCACUCGCAACAACCGCCGUGCCACUCGCUUCUCUGCAUAAAUGAUAAGCCGAUAAUGAUUGGUAACGCAAACUUGGAAACGGAAGACUGGAUCACCGACACAUGGGACUGGACAGGAGGGGGGAUGAAAGCAGGAUAUCUACAUAGUAUAUUUGGAAUGGCGA
Molecule: messenger RNA, 1080 nt
Organism: Fusarium odoratissimum NRRL 54006
Lineage: Eukaryota; Fungi; Ascomycota; Sordariomycetes; Hypocreales; Nectriaceae
Exons: 2
Coding region: 1-957 (318 amino acids)
Source: RefSeq, a predicted model, not a curated record